Molecule: messenger RNA, 2216 nt
Organism: Medicago truncatula (barrel medic)
Lineage: Eukaryota; Viridiplantae; Streptophyta; Magnoliopsida; Fabales; Fabaceae
Product: NAC domain-containing protein 7
Exons: 4
Coding region: 723-1763 (346 amino acids)
Biological process (GO): regulation of DNA-templated transcription
Molecular function (GO): DNA binding
Source: RefSeq, a predicted model, not a curated record
CUCUCUAUAGGUCUUGUAUGAGAAGUUUUCAAAUAUAGAAAAAGACACUUCUAGAGAGAGAGAAAAAAAAAAACCUUGAUUUUCUUCUUCACUUUGUUGUUGUUCAUUGGAGUCUCAAUCAGUUGCAGGUAGAGGUAGCAAUAGAGAACUAACCAUUUCCCUUUCCAUCAUCUCUGCCAUAUUUUCAGCACCUUUCUCUCAUAAAGCUUUUCCACCAAUUCAGCUCAACCAACAGUAACCUAGGUGAUGUUCAAAUAGAAGAGAUUGUUUUUGCGAGAAAACAAAGAAAACUAUCAUUAUAGGGUUUUGUUUUAUCUUCUUAUUUAAUUAACCCUACAUGCUUGUGCUUUCUCUUCUUUUCUUCUUGUUUCUGUGUCUCAUUUUCAGUCUUUGCACUUUUUUGUUCUAAUAACAUUGUUGUGUUUUUCUUGGGAUCUGAUCAGACAAGAAACAGACAAAAAAAGUUGACAGGGUUCAAUUCCCAAACACCUUUUCCUUUGACUAUAUUAAUUAUAUCUUGGUUGGUUAUUGUUUGAACUUUUUCUUGGUACUUUGAAAAUCUUUGUCUGAUUUAAGAAGUUCUCUUUAUAUCUUUGAACUAUAUACACAUCUCUCAUCUCAGUUUAUACAUCAACUAAUUUUUGGAGGAAGAUCUGAAACUUGACUCUUGACACUUUUUGGAGGAAGCUAUUGCUUGAUCUGAUUAUAAAAGAGAGGAGAAUAUGAAUACUUUUUCUCAUGUUCCCCCGGGUUUUAGGUUCCAUCCCACAGAUGAAGAACUUGUGGAUUACUACCUUAGGAAGAAAAUUGCUUCAAGAAGGAUUGAUCUUGAUGUCAUAAAAGAUGUUGACCUUUACAAAAUUGAACCAUGGGAUCUUGAAGAGAUUUGCAGAAUAGGAACAGAAGAACAAAAUGAGUGGUAUUUUUUUAGCCAUAAAGAUAAGAAGUAUCCAACUGGUACAAGAACAAAUAGAGCAACUGCAGCUGGAUUUUGGAAAGCAACAGGAAGAGACAAAUCAAUCUAUAGUAAGCAUAAUUUGAUAGGAAUGAGGAAAACAUUGGUGUUUUAUAAAGGUCGAGCUCCCAAUGGACAAAAGUCAGAUUGGAUAAUGCAUGAGUAUAGGCUUGAAACAGAUGAAAAUGGCACACCACAGGAAGAAGGAUGGGUUGUAUGUAGAGUAUUCAAGAAAAGAGUAACAACAACAAUUCGCAAAAUGAGUGAGCAUGACUCUCCUUGUUGGUAUGAAGACCAAGUUUCAUUCAUGCAAGAUAUGGACUCACCAAAUCAAACCUCUCAAUCCAAUUUAAUUUACCAACAAUUACCAUCAUAUACUUGCAAAAAAGAGCUAGAUAAUUUACCAUUCCAAAACUUUUCUCAUGACCAUUUUCUUAAUCUUCCACUUCUAGAGAGUCCAAAGCUUGUUCAAUCUUCUUCAAACAUAACCUCUAUAGAUCAUUCAAAUCCUAUGUUUCCUUCAUCAGUGCUCUUAGAAGAAGAACAAAUCUUACAAAGUGGUAAUCAACAAAACUUUCAUGCUAUGUAUGGAAACAAUUCCAAUGUUGAACAAGGUAUGGUUGAUGAUGAUCAAGUUACUGAUUGGAGAGUUCUUGACAAGUUUGUUGCUUCACAACUUAGUCAAGAUGAUGCAUCUAAAGAGAAUAAUAACAACAUCUUUCAUGGCAAUAUUGAAUUCAGAAAUUUGGAGAAACAAGAAAUGGUGCCUCAUGAAAAUGCCUCUACAUCAAACACAAGUUGGAUAUGAUGGACACACUAAUUAUAGAGUACUUAUUAACUAUAAAAUUGAAACAUUUACAUGAAUGCAAGUAUUGUUUAAAUUCUUGUACAUAGUAAAUUUAAUAUGGUCAAAACUAUAUAUAACAAUUGAUGUGGAAAUUCUAUAUCUCCUAUGGUACCUCUAGAUAGCUUCCAGCAUAUUCAAUUAAAUUCUCAUAGGGUUAUUAUUGUAUUUUACUAUGCAUGAUGGCUCUCUAUUACUAUGCUAUGUAAGCCAAUAUCUAACAGCUAUAUAUAUCCGAUGUUUUUAUUGGAUAAAUUGACAUUUAUGAUACAUAUUAUAUCUAUGCAUGUGUUACAAUUUUAUGUAAAAUAAAUGUUUGUUUUCUUUGAAUGUCUAUUUAGCAUUUUGUAUUGUUUACUUAUCAUUUUGUCUAUGGUUUGUAUACGAACAAAUAUGCUUAUUUGUUCAACAUAUUGA